CCCGCCGACCUGUGCUGGCUGGCGGACAGGGGCAUCCUGGUGGCUUCCGACUCCGGUGCGGUGGAGCUCUGGGAGCUGGAGGAGAAGGAGAGCCUGAUCGUGAACAAGUUCUGUAAAUACGAGCACGAUGACAUCGUGACGUCGGUGUCUGUGCUGGCUGGCAGCAGCCAGGCUGUCAGCGGGGGCAGGGACUGCUGCGUGAAGGUCUGGGACAUCCCGGAGCAAACGGUGCUGCACUCCUACAGAGCUCACUCCGACGCAGUGACAUGUGUGGCUUCCUGUCCUGGUAAGGACACUGUGUUCCUGUCCUGUGCUGAGGACAACAGAAUUUUACUCUGGGACACCCGAUGCCCCAAACCAGCUACCCGAAUUGUUUGCAGUGCCUGUAAUUACCUCCCUACCUCAGUCUUGUGGCAUCCACAGAAAAGUGACAUCUUUGUCUUGGGUGAUGAAAGUGGAAGAGUUGCACUGGUGGACACAAAGAAUCCUGACUCUGCCCUCAGCGCUGAGGUGCACUCCCAAGGCAUCACAGGCUUUGCUUUCUCUGCACACAGUUCACCCUUACUGGCUUCCAUCAGUGAAGACUGUUCAGUUGCUGUUCUUGACUCAGACCUCUCAGAGGUGUUCAGAAACCGUUCUCAUCGAGACUUUGUAAAAGGCUUGUCCUGGUCUCCUUCAGACGAUGCCUUGCUCACUACAGUUGGAUGGGAUCAUCAGGUUAUACAUCACACUGUCCCCCUCCCAGCUGCUGAACCUUCUGGAAUCAACUGUGUAAAAGAAUAGUUUUAUAAACUCGCGGUCCAAGUUCCUAGCUGGCAUCACUUUGAUCCUGCUGAAGUCACAGGUGUGCGAGCUGGAGUGGGCUCUGGUGUCUGCCUCAAAGCUUGUGGCUAAGAAGGUUCCUGUAGUAAUUUUUAAUUUUGCUUAAGUUAGUUACAAACCAAGCUUUACCCUGUCCUCAGGAGUGGCUUCUCCUGUAAUAAAAUACUUCGGUUUGACUCAGAAAAAAUUGACUUCAGGCGCAGAGGAGACUUAGACAGGGAAUUAGGUGUAGUGAAAAAAGAAAUAAAGUCAAAAAGACUUGAUUCUUCCCUCAGUUCUCCACACUACCCAUGGAAUUAUCAGAAGCUUUUGGGGGAGGUUAGCAACACGCCUCUUGUUGGGUAGAUGUGAGAGCCUCACCCUUGAGCAGAGCUUUUUGCUGUGUAAAUCAGGUAGAAUGAAAAGACCUGUUGGGAUUCAAGGGCUGGAAGGGUUCCAGCACUGUCCCUAGGGCAGCACGUGGGGGAGAGGAUGGAGCCUCUGGUGAGCACUGGUGUCAAAUCCCAGUGCUUGGGGUUGGGAUGAAGGAUCCCAGCCAGAGCCCUGCAGUUAAACACCUUUGGGAAGGUGCUGGAGUCCUGGGGUGCCCAGCACGUGGUGCAGUGCUCUGACCAUGGGCCACCUCCGCUCUGCUGAAGGGUAAGGCCUGUGAACAAAAGGUUUCUGUGAGGGCAAAACUGGACUAAGGACUUGGGUUGUCAUUUGCUUGUUCCUGUACCAGACUCUGCUUAGUGAUAACCCAGACCCACACACUUGUGACAAGUGACUUCUGGUGCUGGCACUGAGGGGAGGGGACAUUGUCCUACCCCCAGCCCCGACUCCACAGAACCCACAGAGGUGUUUUUGUCAAAUGCCACGUGCAUUUCUCUGGAGAAAGUCACUGCUCUGCAUGCAUUGCUGCUGCUCUCGUUAUGGCUUGGUCUGGUCUAGUAUUUCCUAGACAGAAUUAAGCAAGUCCUGACCGAUGAAACAAAAAUACUGUUGAAAUGAAUGUUACCCCCAGUUCUUUAGUAUGAUAGCGGCAUUUAAAUGUACACUGCUUCCAGUUUUUACUCUGCAUACACAUAGGUUUAGUUGUGCAAAGCCCACAAUUAAUUUUUAGGCAGACUAAGCUUUCCCAGGCUCUGUACUUUUCUCAUACUCCUUGUAAACCUCCCUGCUUUUGAAAUUCCUGUGUCAUACAGGUGUUCACAGCAACUUCCUGUUCUAGGGCUGUGUACGACAAAUAUAAAUGAUGAUAAAAACU
Ficedula albicollis (Collared flycatcher) is the source of this 2068-nucleotide messenger RNA. RefSeq names its product WD repeat domain 77 (gene WDR77). Lineage: Eukaryota; Metazoa; Chordata; Aves; Passeriformes; Muscicapidae. The record is from RefSeq and is a predicted model, not a curated record. The transcript is spliced from 9 exons. Gene Ontology annotation, molecular function: protein binding. Gene Ontology annotation, cellular component: methylosome. Gene Ontology annotation, biological process: oocyte axis specification. The annotation marks the transcript as partial.